Messenger RNA from Staurois parvus, 1522 nucleotides. The record is from the annotation of a GenBank genome assembly. Lineage: Eukaryota; Metazoa; Chordata; Amphibia; Anura; Ranidae.
AUGGGACGGAAGAAGAAGAAGCAGCUGAAGCCGUGGGUGUUGGUACUGUAACCGAGACUUUGAUGACGAGAAGAUCCUCAUCCAACACCAGAAGGCCAAACACUUCAAAUGUCACAUCUGUCACAAGAAGCUGUACACAGGGCCCGGCCUGGCCAUCCAUUGUAUGCAGGUUCAUAAAGAGACCAUUGACGCAGUACCCAAUGCCAUCCCGGGGCGCACAGACAUUGAGCUGGAAAUCUAUGGUAUGGAGGGCAUUCCGGAGAAGGACAUGGAGGAGCGCAGACGUAUGCUGGAACAGAAGACACAAGUGGAUGGACAGAAGAAGAGAAUGGAUGACUCGGAUUAUGAUGACGAUGAUGACUCCGGCCCUUCCUCCUCCUUUCCUCCGCAGAUGCAGCCGCAGCAAGGCUAUAUGCCAGCCAUGGCUCAGGCAGGUCUUCAUGGCUUGGCCGGAGCUCCAGGCAUGCCCCAGGUAACCCCCUGCAUGUAUCAGGGAAUACCCCCACUGAUGCCAACGGUGCCCCCGAUUAUGCCUGGAAUCCCACCUGUCAUGCCAGGGAUGCCUCAUGGGUUAGUAUGUCAUUGUGUGCCUUCCCUGAUGCUGCCAAUGAGUGGUAUGAUGCACCCGGCUGCAGGAAUCCCCCCUAUGAUGGCUGGCUUACCUCCAGGAGUUCCCCCACCAGUAGGACCUCGGCCUGGGAUGCCGGCCACCUCCCCAGCUCAGAUCUCUGUACCAGGUGUCGGCAGAGUCCCCACACCCGGUACAUCGUCCCCUGCUGUGCAGUCUGUGCCCAAACCACUCUUUCCCAGUGCUGGACAGAUGGGAUCACCAGUCACAAGCUCAAGCACUUCGUCCUCCAAUUCGGAGCCCCUCUCUGCACCUGCUAAAGCCCUCUUUCCUAGUGCUGCACAAGCUCCUUCAGCGGUGUCAGGCCCAGUGGGAACAGACUUUAAACCCCUGAACAGUGCCCCAGCCACAACGUCUGAGCCGCCUAAAGCAACAUUUCCUGCUUACACUCAGUCCAACAUGUCAACCACUAGCACCACCAAUAGCACUGCUGCUAAACCAUCUCCUUCCAUAACAAGUAAGCCUGCUACCCUGACUACUACUAGUGCCACUAGUAAGUUGAUCCAUCCCGAUGAGGAUAUCUCUCUGGAAGAGAAGCGUGCCCAGCAUCCUAAAUACCAGCGUAACCUUCCACGGCCUGGCCAGGCACCUAUGGGCAGCAUGGGCAGUUCAGCUGUGGGACCGCUAGGAGCUCUGAUGGGACCACAGCCGGGAAUUCCACCCCAGCAGCCUGGCAUGAGGCACCCCAUGCCGCCUCAUGGUCAGUUUGGUGCUCCACAUCAGAACAUGCCCGGCUUCCACCCUGGAGCAAUGCCACCCUUUGGACAAGUGCCACCCUAUGGUUCCCCCUUACCAGGGUGGCCCCCCUCGGCCUCUGAUGGGAAUGCGACCUCCUGUAAUGUCUCAAGGUGGCCGCUACUGACCAGCUGCACUGUUAAUAGGUUUGGAGAUUAA